Molecule: messenger RNA, 968 nt
Organism: Thlaspi arvense
Lineage: Eukaryota; Viridiplantae; Streptophyta; Magnoliopsida; Brassicales; Brassicaceae
Source: the annotation of a GenBank genome assembly
CCCAAAUAAACCCCUUUCUUGCUCUCACCCUAGAACUAGAAGCUACCGGAACCCAAAACCCCUUUCGCGAUCCAGUGUAGAGUAGGACCUGCUUCGGUGCCUUGGCUCUUCUUUUUUCUCGGAGAAUCGAGAUGAGAUUGCUGAGUUAUCUGAAGCAAUGGCGUGGAACGGCGAAGGAGGCAUUCGGUCAAGUAUCAGUCGUCGCCAAGUUUCUCUGUUUGCUUCAUGUCACAGACCGUUACCUGAUUUCCUCCACCCACGUUCAAGGUCCUAGCAUGCUUCCGACGCUUAAUCUCACCGGCGAUGUCAUUUUGGCGGAACACUUAUCGCACCGGUUCGGUAGGAUUGGACUCGGUGACGUUGUAUUGGUUCGAUCUCCGAGAGACCCAAGCAGGAUGGUGACAAAACGGGUAUUGGGUUUAGAAGGCCAUAGACUCUCUUUCUCCGCUGACCCUUUGGUCGGUGAUGGCUCAAUCAGCGUUGUGGUUCCAAAAGGUCAUGUGUGGAUUCAGGGAGAUAACUUGUAUGCUUCAACUGAUUCACGUCAUUUUGGACCUAUACCUUACAAUCUCAUCGAAGGAAAAGCUCUUCUGCGGGUUUGGCCACCAGAAUGCUUUGGCUCAUUGAGAUGACGAGUCUGUUGCGAUAAUUGUUCUUACUCGUGCGAGUAAUGUAUCAUUCAAAUUCCGAUAACUUCACGAAAGUGGGAUAAGCAUUUUUUGCUGUAUUUACUUGUUUGGCAAUAUUAGAGGAAGCCAUGGACCUGCCGUAGGUUUAUACAUGAAAGUUAUAUCUAAUGUUAAGAUUCAUGUUGGUAGAUCAAAAAAACGGUGGUGAGUGACUAUGAUGAUUGUUGUGGCUUUUGACCGCUUGAGCAAAGUUUUAGAUGUUUUCAUCCUUAUGUGGUGUCAGAGUCAGACCAAAAUGGAAGAAAGAGUCUCUGGUUCUAUAUAUAUACGGUUGCAUCA